UUUCUUCUGUUUUCACUAUGAAAACAUCGAAAAAACAUGGCGCAUUGAGUUGAAAAAGUGAAAUGACCCACAGCGUAGCUCCUUUCGCUUCUUUAUUCAAGGCCGCCAACGAUAUUCUCCCGUGUUCUACUUUCCUUAACCAGAUCGAAGAAUCAUUUGUUGAACAAGUUUACGCCGAUAUUUGCGCUUUUGCCGUCACCCCACAACCAUUAGGUCACAAAGCUGUGUAUCUCUUUCCUUCAGUUUCCCCCAGAUUACGAUUCUUAAUCCAUCAGGUUGUUGAAAUAAAUUUCAGCAGUUUGAAAACCUUCUCCAUAGGAAAAGCUGAUCGCAGGACUGUUGUGUGUCCUAAAGUAAUCUACAAGAUGGAUCCUACUCAAGAAAAAUCUCCCAAAAAUGAUAACUGUCAGCAGCCACAAUCAACAGAUAACAAACAACCAAGAAAGCAGAGAGCUGUCAAUGAACGAGCUAUUUAUCGUCCACCACCAGCCAGAAGUUCGGGAGUCCUUCAAGAAACGAUCAAGCAAAAUGUGGAUCCAGUUCCUGUGUCUGCUCAGUCUCCAAGCUGUAACCUGAAAAAACCAUCUCAGGCUAUUUAUGUGCCACCUCAACGUAAAUCUUCCAUGCAAAACCAUAAUCUGAGCGAUGACUGGAAAGAAAGUGAGAAAAUUAAACCCAGAGUUGAAUCAGGGACCAAAGUGAUUUCACCCAUCAGAAAGAAGUCGAUUCGUGUUGAAAUGCGACUUGCCGUGGAAGAAGAAACCAAUCAGACACCUACUUUUAAGAAAGAAGAAAGCAAUUCUAUUCAGGCUCCUCCACAGAUCAGCCGUAAGAUCUCUCGAACCAGUUCUACCCCUUUCGUUCAACCAUCCGAACAGUCAAUUUUGGACGUCGGAGAUCUGAUGGAGUGCUGCGAAUUCGCGGAACUUUCCAACCACGUCCCUCUAGAAAAGCCCGCAUCUCCAAAAGAAAGUAACCUGCAGAGAAAUAUCAGCUUUGAGGAGGACUCUUGGGAUAAAUUGUAUAAUGAAACUGGUGAUCUCUUAAGACCUGAUGCACUGGAAGAGUUGACUCUGGCCGUUGGAUCGGUGCGAAUUAUUCAACCAUCCAAUGAAGUUUAUUCUCAGGCAUCUCACGAGGCUCAUGAUGAAGAUUUAAAUCAUGUAAUUGAACUGUACGAUUUCCCUUCAACGUUCAAGACUGAGGACUUGUUCACUGCCUUGAACGUCAGUGGAAAACCGCCAGAUUUUUCCCUUAAAUGGGUGGAUGAUACUCAUGCUUUAGCCAUUUAUGGAAGCGCAUACGCAGCCGUUGAUGCCUUGGCUGCUACUCAAAGUCUUAUUAAGAUGCGUCCGCUGGCUCAAGCGACUAAAGAAUCACGAAACUGUGCCCGGCGGAUAUCCACGGCACUUCAGCCUUUUAAACCUCGACCGGUUACAUCAGCUAGUAUGGCUAAGCGUUUGGUCAGCACUGCGCUUGGAAUUCGAAAUACCGUUAGCCCCGAGCAAAGGAAGAUUGAACGCCAAAUGUUGGCGGAUGCUAAAGCUAAAAAGCGAUUAGCAGCCCAACAGAAGGAAGCUGCUUGGGAGGGAACAAUGCCUUGAAAACCAAAUCGUAGCAUUUAAAGAAUAUAUAUUUAUAAAAUGAUGAUAGUAUUGAGGACAAUGGAGAUUACCCUUUUAGGUUUUCUCAAUGUUCUUUUUUAAUUUCAUUUUCUGAGUGUGAUUAUAAAUACACAGAUUUUUUUUUUAAAGAGA
Molecule: messenger RNA, 1757 nt
Organism: Daphnia pulicaria
Lineage: Eukaryota; Metazoa; Arthropoda; Branchiopoda; Diplostraca; Daphniidae
Product: R3H and coiled-coil domain-containing protein 1-like
Exons: 10
Coding region: 63-1604 (513 amino acids)
Molecular function (GO): nucleic acid binding
Source: RefSeq, a predicted model, not a curated record